This is a messenger RNA of Solanum verrucosum, 2353 nucleotides long. RefSeq names its product probable galactinol--sucrose galactosyltransferase 2. The transcript has 14 exons. Bases 1 to 2253 code for a protein of 750 amino acids. The record is from RefSeq and is a predicted model, not a curated record. NCBI's taxonomy places the organism in Eukaryota, Viridiplantae, Streptophyta, Magnoliopsida, Solanales, Solanaceae.
AUGGCAGCAGCGAGUACAUGCAUCCAGGAUGGUUCGCUUUUGGUAAACGGUAAGACUCUGUUGACCGGAGUCCCCUUUAACGUCAAAGUUUCUCCGGUGGAAUCUUCGGCUGCUUUCUUCUUUGGUGCAACUUCAUCCAUACCCAGCUCUAGACACGUCUUUUCUCUUGGGGUGCUUCAGAAAUUCCAGUUCUUGUGUCUCUUCAGACAUAAAAUUUGGUGGAUGAUACCACGUGUAGGGAAAUUAGCCUGUGAAAUCCCAAUGGAAACGCAAAUGCUUCUCUUGGAAGUGAAGGAAAAGAGUGCACUCUGCGACCGAGAUUCUUUGCCUUUAUCUAAUGAGAAAACCUUCUAUGUUUUGCUAUUGCCUGUCUUAGAAGGAUCAUUUAGAGCUACAUUGCAAGGGGCACGUUCAAAUGAGCUUCAGAUAUGCGUUGAAAGUGGCGAUGCAAAUGUGCAAACCACCAAUGUGUCUGAGGUAGUUUUCAUGAAUUCAGGAGACAACCCAUUUAAGCUGAUAAAGGAUUCUAUCAAGAUACUUGAGAAUCAUAUGGGAACAUUUAAGCAUAUUGACAACAAAAAGGUGCCAGGACAUUUAGAUUGGUUUGGAUGGUGUACGUGGGAUGCUUUCUACACGGAUGUCAAUCCACAGGGGAUUAAAGAAGGUCUUGAAAGGUUUAUGGAAGGAGGCUGUCCACCGAGAUUUUUGAUUAUUGAUGAUGGCUGGCAAGAGACAUAUAACGAUUUCCAAAAGGAAGGAGAACCAUUUGUUGAAGGAUCACAGUUUGCAUCUAGAUUAACUGACAUCAAGGAGAAUGGUAAAUUUAGGGGAUUGAAACAGGACAUUCCAUGCUAUGACCUCCAGGAGUUCACAAAUUUCAUAAAAGAAAGUUAUGGAUUAAAAUUUGUAUAUGUCUGGCAUGCUUUGCUUGGUUACUGGGGAGGGCUGCAUCCGUCAUCUGAAACUAUGAGGAAAUACAACCCAAAGAUUGAGUAUCCAAUUCAAUCACCUGGUAACACAGGAAAUCUUCGAGAUAUAGCUAUGGACAGCUUGGAAAAAUUUGGAGUUGGUGUAAUCGAUCCCCAGAGGAUUUUUGAUUUUUACAAUGAUCUUCAUAGUUAUCUUGCAAGCUGUGGUGUAGAUGGAGUAAAAGUAGAUGUGCAGACUCUUUUAGAAACCUUAGGGUUUGGACAUGGGGGUCGUGUUGCACUUACUGGGCGUUACCAAGAAGCUCUUGAGGAAUCUAUUGCGAGAAACUUUGGAGCAGACAACCUAAUUUGCUGUAUGAAUCACAACUCUGACUCCUUCUACAGCUCAAAGAGGAGUGCAGUUGCAAGAGCGUCGGAGGAUUUCAUGCCCAGGGAUCCUACUUGUCAAACACUACAUAUUGCUUCUGUUGCAUUUAACAGUCUUCUUAUGGGGGAGAUUGUGGUUCCAGAUUGGGACAUGUUCCAGAGCAAGCACUUCACAGCUAAAUUCCACGGUGCUGCAAGAGCAUUAAGUGGGUCUACAGUGUAUGUUAGUGAUGAGCCAGGUCACCACGAUUUUGAACUACUUAAGAAGCUAGUUUUGCCUGAUGGCUCAAUCCUAAGAGCUAGAUGUUCUGGGCGGCCAACGCGAGACUGCUUAUUUAUAGACCCCGUCAUGGAUGGGAAAAACUUCUUGAAAAUUUGGAAUUUAAAUAAGUUAUCCGGUGUAAUUGGUGCUUUUAAUUGUCAAGGAGCUGGAAAUUGGCCACUGAAGGAAGGAUCUGAGAACAUCCUUGCCUCGACUUCGAAGCCUCUAACCAUCACUGGCCAUAUCAGCCCUCUUGACAUUGACUAUAUUGGGGAUAUUGCUGGUGAUGAUUGGACUGGGGAUUGUGCCAUCUAUGCAUUUAACUCAGGCUCUCUUUCUAGAUUGCCAAAAGAAGGGAAAAUCCAAGUCUCGUUAAGUACACUUGAAUGUGAAGUAUUUACCAUCUCUCCAGUGAAGGUUUAUAACAGUCAUCAUUUUGCUCCUAUUGGAUUGAUUGACAUGUACAACUCUGGUGGAGCUAUAGAGGGUCUUCUUUGCAGCCAGCUUCCAUCAGGAUGCAAGAUACAAAUUAAAACACGAGGCUGUGGCCGAUUUGGAGCCUAUUCUAGCUCUAAACCAAGCUACUGUACAGUGAAGGGUGAGGAAACAAAAUUCAACUACAACACUGAAGAUGGACUGCUAAUUAUUCAUCUUGAAGGUGAUUGUGAUGCUAGGGAAAUUGAUGUUGUCUAUUAAGCCUCUUUGAAGUGGACAUCAGAUUAUUUAUUCUCUUUAUUGUACCUUCGCUUUUUAUUUUAUUUUUCGAAGGAAAUAAACUUAGACUUUUGUGCAGUUA